CGGCGCGGCGGGGCGUGCGGGCAGCCAGCCGGCUGCAUGGCGCGCUGCGAGCGGCUGCGCGGCGCGGCCGUGCGCGACGUGCUGGGCCGGGCGCAGGGCGUCCUGUUCGACUGCGACGGGGUGCUGUGGAACGGCGAGCGCGCCGUGCCGGGCGCCCCGGAGCUGCUGCAGCGGCUGGCGCGGGCCGGCAAGGCGGCCCUGUUCGUGAGCAACAACAGCCGGCGCGCGCGGCCCGAGCUCGCCCUCCGCUUCGCGCGCCUCGGCUUCGGGGGGCUGCGCGCCGAGCAGCUCUUCAGCUCCGCCCUGUGCGCCGCGCGCCUGCUGCGCCAGCGCCUGCUCGGGCCGCCGGGCGCGCCGGGCGCCGUGUUCGUGCUGGGCGGCGAGGGGCUGCGCGCCGAGCUGCGCGCCGCCGGGCUGCGCCUGGCCGGGGACCCCGGCGAGGACCCGGGCGCGGCCCCGCGCGUGCGCGCCGUGCUCGUGGGCUACGACGAGCACUUCUCCUUCGCCAAGCUGAGCGAGGCGUGCGCGCACCUGCGCGACCCCGACUGCCUGCUGGUGGCCACCGACCGCGACCCGUGGCACCCGCUCAGCGACGGCAGCCGGACCCCCGGCACUGGGAGCCUGACUGCGGCCGUGGAGACAGCCUCGGGCCGCCAGGCCCUGGUGGUGGGCAAGCCCAGCCCCUACAUGUUCGAGUGCAUCACAGAGCACUUCAGCGUGGACCCCGCCCGCACGCUCAUGGUGGGCGACCGCCUGGAGACAGACAUCCUCUUCGGCCACCGCUGCGGCAUGACCACCGUGCUCACGCUCACCGGCGUCUCCCGCCUGGAGGAGGCUGAGGCCUACCUGGCGGCCGGCCAGCACGACCUCGUGCCACAUUACUAUGUGGAGAGCAUUGCGGACUUGAUGGAGGGGUUGGAGGACUGAGCGCACCCGACCUGCAGCCUCAGCCCCACCAGUACCCCACUCUGGUCCCAUAGAUGGAGGCCACGGGCCUCGGGCGGCGUUAAGCAUCACCCGCUCCCUGGCCCCAGUUUCUGCCCCCUGGUGGGGCUGGGACCCAGGAAGGUUUUACACCCCCUCCCAGUGGUGGCUGGGCGCUCUUUGCUGUCCCAGCAGCUGCGCCCCCUCCCCAUACCGGUUCGCCCUGGCCUGACCCAGCCAGGGGGCCUUAACUCCUGCCCUGUGACCUCCACUCCUUGAAAUCUGGGCCCUGGUGCCUGCUGAAGAUUUCCCCCAACCCUGAGCGCUGAAUCCCCACCGCCUCCCUGGGGGCUGCAGAGCCCCACCUGCCCUGGGUCCUGGCCUUGGGUUCCCGUUGACUCAUCAGAGGUCUGUGUUCCCAUGAGCCUUUAUUGUCUUGAGCCCGGAACGGACCAAUCAGAAGGCCAAGUGAUAGACGCGCUGACGGGUCUUGAGUGGACCAACUGGGAGCCUGAGUAAUAAUGAUCCUCUGAUGUCCUGGAGCCCGAGCGGGCCAAUCCGAAGGCGAAGUGACGAUAAUGCUUUCAUGUCCUAGAUCCUGGGCAGACCAAUCAGGACACCAGGUAAUAAUGACCCAUUGGUCUCUUAGAUCCUGAAUAGAACAAUCCAGAAGUCUGAGAGCCCGUGGCUUCUUGACAAUCCGGGUCUGACUGGACCAGCCAGGGGUCCAAUUCUGUCAAUAAAUAAGGGUCCAAGUGCUGAAGACACCCCUCCUCCACAGAUUGCCAUCCAGGGGGCCCCUCAGUGGCUCUGGGGGCUUCUGUAGCCGAGAGCCCCGCCCUUCCCUGAUCACAGUACCAGUCCAGUGUUGAUGGUGGCCACGGCUCAGGAGGGGGGCUUUUGUGGCCCUCCCAGUGCUGUCAGUUUGCUGUGCCAUGUGUCCCCCGUGCCUACCCCCAGCUAUUUAUUUAUUUAUUAUCGUGUGCGAGUGAUGGUGGGGGUGGGGGCUGGGCCUUCCCCGCCACCUCCACCCCUGUGUAACCAGUCCUCCCGUACUUAAUAAAG
Molecule: messenger RNA, 1989 nt
Organism: Equus quagga
Lineage: Eukaryota; Metazoa; Chordata; Mammalia; Perissodactyla; Equidae
Gene: PDXP
Product: pyridoxal phosphatase
Exons: 2
Coding region: 37-927 (296 amino acids)
Cellular component (GO): cytoplasm
Molecular function (GO): pyridoxal phosphatase activity
Source: RefSeq, a predicted model, not a curated record